CAAUAUGUCACAUGCAAUUAAGAGAGAGAAGAUAAAAAGAAAGAAAAGAAUGCAUUCUCCAUCUCCAUUAGUGGUGAUUUUUGGUUUAGCUUAUGGAAUAUUGAUUGGAGGAUGGUUUGCAAAUGGGCAGUUGAGUUCAACAUUUUAUGACCAAACCUGCCCAUAUGCCUCUUGCAUUAUACGUGAAGUCAUUAAGCAGGCCUUGGAAUCUGAUCCCAGGAUUGGUGCUAGUCUCAUCAGGCUUCAUUUCCAUGACUGCUUUGUAAAUGGCUGUGAUGGAUCAAUUUUGUUGGACAAUAGUCCCACUAUACAGAGUGAAAAAGAAGCUAUUGCAAAUAACAACUCUGCCAGAGGUUUUGAUGUUGUUGAUACAAUGAAGGCCAAGUUGGAGAGUAUUUGUCCUGCCACUGUUUCUUGUGCUGAUAUACUCACUAUUGCAGCUCAACAAUCUGUUUCUUUGGCAGAAGGUCCCUCAUGGACUAAUCUAUUAGGAAGAAGAGACAGCACAACAGCAAACAGAACUCUAGCAAAUCUUAACAUUCCAAGUCCCUUUGACACUCUUGAUGGGCUCAAAUUCAAGUUUACCAAUGUAGGCCUCGACAACAACACCGAUCUGGUUGCUCUCUCUGGUGCUCACACAUUUGGAAGAGCUCAAUGUCGAACUUUCUCAAAUCGAUUAUACGACUUCAACAACACUGGUCUUCCAGACCCAACAUUGAACACAACGUAUCUGCAAACACUUCGCCAAAUAUGCCCACAGGGUGGAAAUGGGAGUGUAAUAACCAAUCUUGAUUUCACAACACCUAAUGCAUUUGAUAAUAACUAUUUCUCUAAUCUUCUAUCCAACGAAGGCCUUCUCCAGAGCGAUCAAGAACUCUUUUCAACUGCUGGGGCUGAUACUGUUGACAUUGUUAACAAUUUUAGUGAAAAUCAGAGUGCUUUCUUUGAAAGCUUUGUGGAAUCCAUGAUCAGUAUGGGAAAUCUUAGCGUUUUAACAGGAACUGAUGGGGAGAUCAGGUUGAAUUGCAGAGUAGUUAAUGGCAAUUCAACCACAGAUGAUAGUCUUCUUGUGAGCUCAAUAUGAUUUAAUGACUGCUAUAUAUAGAUAAUAGGCAUGUAUGCAAAUUAAGUGCAUGUAAUAAAAAUAUAUACUGGACCAGUAGCCUCCAUGGGCAGUCAGAAAAUCACAACCAUGCCUAUUUGCAAAUGAUGAAAGUAUUAAUUUAUGAUGAAA
Messenger RNA from Hevea brasiliensis (rubber tree), 1234 nucleotides. RefSeq names its product peroxidase 15-like. The transcript has 4 exons. The coding region runs from base 5 to 1084 and encodes 359 amino acids. The record is from RefSeq and is a predicted model, not a curated record. NCBI's taxonomy places the organism in Eukaryota, Viridiplantae, Streptophyta, Magnoliopsida, Malpighiales, Euphorbiaceae. Gene Ontology annotation, molecular function: peroxidase activity; heme binding. Gene Ontology annotation, biological process: response to oxidative stress; hydrogen peroxide catabolic process.